Molecule: messenger RNA, 1910 nt
Organism: Zeugodacus cucurbitae (melon fly)
Lineage: Eukaryota; Metazoa; Arthropoda; Insecta; Diptera; Tephritidae
Product: phenoloxidase-activating factor 2
Exons: 5
Coding region: 373-1575 (400 amino acids)
Biological process (GO): proteolysis
Molecular function (GO): serine-type endopeptidase activity
Source: RefSeq, a predicted model, not a curated record
UUGUUAUUGUGGUUUUAUUUAUGUGGGUGUAUUUGUUUUUAAUUUUUUUAUUGUCAACUUUUUUUGUCCACUCACAUUAGUCGCUCCAGAUUGAAAAGAAUAAUUCAUAUAAAAUUAAAAUGUUUCAAAUUAUGGCGAGCAGUUGACGAACGCGACUUGUCGAGUGGAUUACUUUAGUGGCGGUUGAAUAAGCGUGCAAAAUUUCUAGUGAUUUCAAACAGUAUUGGUGGUGCACACACGCGAUAGCGCAACUGUGAAAUAGCAAAAGCACUCACACACAAAGCUAUAUAGUUGCUGUUUGCUGAACAAAGGACCUUCCCACGACGGAUAGUUACAUACGUUCAUAUUCACAAUUUCAAUUGACGCGAAAAAAUGCAAUCUCACUUCAGCGAAUUCGUUUUUAGUUGUCUGCUGUGCUUGGUGGCGCUUUUGUCGGAUUAUAUUCAUGGCGCGCAUGGUUUAUCCACCGUUGAUACGGUACGUCGCGCUGCAGGAUUUACAUUUAGCUCGGUUAAUGGCAGCAGCACUGGCGAUGGCAGCAAUACUGUCGCUUCGCCGGCAACAGUUUUAACUCGACAACUAAUAGUUGGCACCACACCGCCUUUUACUGUCUCACCUAUUGCAUCAUCAUAUUGUAUUUGUGUGCCGCCAGGCUCUUGCCCCAAUCCCUUACCAACAGCACCGACGGAUGGCAGUGGGCAAAUCGACAUACGCAUCGUGAACAAUCCAGCCGUUACGACCACAUUGGCACCACCCUCUUGCAAUUACGGACUUCAGCUUUGCUGUCAGGCGGGCUCGUACCAAUGCGGACGUCGUUAUCCGCCACCGCCCGGAAGCACCGCAGCUGGUGCAGGUCAAGCGCAAUUCGGCGAAUAUCCAUGGGUGGCGGCAUUGCUCACCACAGCCGAAGUAUAUUUGGGUGCAGGAGCACUAAUCACGCCGCAGCAUGUGCUCACAGCCGCACAUAAAGUUUAUAAUAUUGCCACGUCCUCUUUCAAGGUGCGCGUUGGCGAAUGGGAUGCAGCGAGCACCUCCGAGCCGAUACCCGCACAGGAUCUUGCCAUCGCCAGCGUUUUCAUUCAUCCGAAUUUCAAUCCGACCAAUUUGCAAAAUGAUGUCGCUAUCAUACGACUCUCCUCGGCCGUUUCGCUGAUGACCAAAUCCACAGUGGGUACUGUCUGCUUGCCAACCACAACAUUUGUGGGUCAAACCUGUUAUGUGGCCGGUUGGGGUAAAAAUGAUUUUGGACCUACCGGCGCUUAUCAGGCCAUACAGCGCGAAGUCGAUGUGCCGCUCAUUACGAAUGCAGCUUGUCAAACGAUGCUGCGAGCCACGCGUCUCGGACAAACUUUUCAACUGAAUAACAGUAGUUUCAUUUGUGCCGGCGGUCAAGCGGGCAAGGAUGCGUGUACGGGCGAUGGUGGAGCACCGCUGGUUUGUCAGACGAACAAUAUGUGGUAUGUGGUCGGCAUGGUGGCUUGGGGUAUUGGCUGCGGUCAAGGUGGGGUGCCCGGUGUUUAUGUGAAUGUGGCAACAUAUUUGGCGUGGAUUCAGACCGUGUUAGCUUCUUCGUAAAUUGUGACCAAAUACCAUUAUGAUUGGUAUUGCAAAGCGUAUGAAAUAAAUCUUUAUGUCUAAGCUCGCUUAUUUAAUUACACUAUCAUGUGACUUCUAACGCUAAUUGUGCAAUUCGUAAAAUAAAUAUUUAUUUAGGGUUACUCAACUCUUGAUUUAUUAAAGUAAAAUUUAGAUAAAUUUUAAAUAAAUUUGAUAAGGUUAAACCCAUUCUCCGACCGAUUUGGAAUUUUUCUCUGUGUUUCUGAAUAAUCUUUUGUGCUUUCAAAAAAUGUUGGCGUUAAACUGACGGAUACAGCGCACGCUCGAAAACAUGAGCACUCUAAAACUUGAAU